GGGGGGAACGGAGGCCAGGCGAGCCGGCGGAGCCCGAGGGGCCGCAGGAAGAGGGCGACGGCAGCUGCGGCGCGGGCGGGCCGACGCAGCGCCGCGGCCAGGGCGUGUCCCCAUUGCGCAGAGGGGGCAACUGAGGCGAACGCAGGCCUCAAGGUCGCGCCGCUCGCCAAGGUCGCCCGCGCCCCUCCCGGACUGCGACCCCGCGACCCCGCGCGUGGCUGGGGGCGCCCGGUAACCGCCGGCAUAGCCCCCUCCUCCAGCGCAGCCGCCUCCGUCUCGGAGGUUACGAAAUGCUUCCAAAAUGCCCUACUUUCCGAAAAUAUCUUGCACAGUCCGCUUGAAUUUUGUUAGGGAGGAGGACGUUGACACGGGAGCCGGGCAGGCUCCUACCUGCAGGGACGCGGCGCGCCCUCUCGCUCUCGUCCGACCUGGGGGCGUGGGAGCGGAGCCCCGGGAGCCCCCAGCCGCCGUGCGGAGCCUGGAGCGGGGUCCGGUCCGGUCCCCCCCCCCCCCGUGCGGCGAACUGGGACCGUCCAGGGGGUCAGGUCCGGAUCUCCACCCGCGCCGCCUGGAACGCCUUCUGAUGCGCCCCGCGUCGCGCAUCGUGCGUCCCCGCGGUGCACCUGGCGCCAUGUGUGCGGGGUUUAGGGCCCCGCUGUCACCAGUGAAAGUGACGCUCGUCCCUGUGAGCAUCUGCUCAGUCACCAGCGCCGGGCGUUCCCAAGGCCACACCUGGACACUGCUGCCCCCACCAUCACCUGGUGCCUUGUGACCUUGAGGAAGCUCUGUGGACCCGUCUGCUGGAAGCCAAGUGCCCCAGGCCUCCCAGUGUCUACACUACCCCCUCCUCCACCCUGAGCCUUGCAGAGCUCAGAGACCCUUCCUAGGAAAGGAAUGAGUGCGCGAGUGCAGAAGGAAAGCGGCCCUGUGACUUCGCUGGCGUCUGUGUAAAGUCCUGCCUCCUUUUUUUUUUUUCCCUAAGGUUUUAUUUAUUCAUGAGAGACACAGCAGAGGGAGGAGCAGGCUCCCUGCGGGGAGCCCCAUGCGGGACUCGAUCCGGCACCCCGGGAUCAUACCCUGAGCUGAAGGUAGAUACUCAGCCGUUGAGCCCCCUGGGCACCCCAAGUCCUGCCUCCUGGUAAAUCUCAGUCGGGCAGCCAGGCCCAGGGUCUUGUGCUUCUUCCACACCUGCGUAGGAUGCAUGCACGCAGGAGAACCCACGUGCAGGGGGAGCCAGUGCGGCGGGGAAGCCUCAACCAGCUUUGUCUGUGACCUGGACUUCCUAACCGAGUGUCUCGGGAACACGGGGCCUUCCUGCCUUGUUUGGAUGAAUCACACUGCGGCCAACCUAACUGCGAUCAACAGUGCCCUGACGUGGUUUUACACGGAUGCUUCUCCCACGGGCAUUUGGGGCCGCUGCGAACCUAGGGAGGAAAAACAGGUUCUUGAAAACCCUAAGAAGACAGAUGACUUCGGAAGAGGGACAGACGAAAGCAGCCGCUCCGUGGCCCCAAGUCAGCAGCUGUGGGCUGACAGUCCUGCUACGCAGAGCUUCUCCGAACUGCCCCCUGCAUUUGCAGGGCUCUCCCUCGACCCGGGCGGUGCUUCCCCACUCCACCAGUGAGGCUCACCCCGUGCUGGGUCCUUUCCAGGACACGUUCCUUAGCGCUCUGGAGCUGGUCGCCUGUGAAGAUCCUGCAGAACCAAAGCUCAGUAAAGGCGUGUUGACUGAAGGUGUAAGUGGGGUCAGCAGCACAGGUGUGCAGAACGGAAGGGCCCCCCCAGAUCUGGCUGCAUGGCUGCAGGUGUGUCUCCCUGGUGGGCUUGCCAGUGGGUUCCCCCACACUGGCCAGACUGGGACUGUGACCUGCUGGGACAGCCGUGGGGCCCCCUUCCCCCCCAACUCCCCGCUCUGGGUGGUCAGCCUGGCCUUGCACGCUGGGCGGGGGGCGGCUCGUGGCAGCUCCCACCCCCACGGCCGGGCUGCUGGUGGCCUUCGGCGCCCUGCCUUCCUCCCUGACCUAGUGCUGUCCGCCUGCCUCGGCCCCACCUGCCAGUCACACAGCCUCAACCGCCCUCCCCUUCCCCUCGCUCUGGGGUGGCGUCGGCAGCCGCCCAGCCUCAUGCCUUACUGUCUCCUGCAAGCUGCUCCUGUCUGGGCCCCAGGACUCCUGUACCCCGGGGCGGCUGGAAUUCGACCCCAUGGGUGUGGAGGGGCCUCCGUAGGGCGCAGAGAGCCGCCUACCACCUAGUUUGGAGCGCACCAGCCGUGAGCAGGGACCCCCGCACUGGUGGCCCCGAUGGGAGUCGGCUUAGGCACUGAAGGUCCCGGCCAGAGCCCAGCCCCUCUGAGCUGGCCACAGGGCCUACGGCAGGGGAGCCGUAUUGGGUGGGCCCCGCCGUCCCCGCCCCCGGGCUGGUGGCCUGGAGAGGACACAGGGGUGCGCAUGAGGCCUGGCAGUGGCGGAUGCCACCGAACAGGAGGCCUUUACAGACCCAAGGUGGCGUCACCUUCAAGGAUGUUUAGAGGAAGGUGAUGCUGAGAAGACCUACCACUGUCUCGUGAAUACAUGAAUAAAAUAUUUUUAAAAAACAAAAAUAAAGCUGCAGCCCAGUGGUUUCUAAAGAUCGGAGCAGAUCCUGCUGCAACCUAAGUUUAGAACAGGUUCCUCACCCCAAAAAAGAUCUUGUGCCCAAUUUUAGUAACUCCCGCCCCCAAACAGCUUUUUUAAAAAAUGUAUUUUAUUUAUUUAUUUAUUUGAGAC
Nyctereutes procyonoides (raccoon dog) is the source of this 2765-nucleotide messenger RNA. RefSeq lists its product as uncharacterized. Lineage: Eukaryota; Metazoa; Chordata; Mammalia; Carnivora; Canidae. The transcript is spliced from 2 exons. The record is from RefSeq and is a predicted model, not a curated record. Bases 1389 to 2252 code for a protein of 287 amino acids.